Messenger RNA from Lymnaea stagnalis (great pond snail), 519 nucleotides. Lineage: Eukaryota; Metazoa; Mollusca; Gastropoda; Lymnaeidae. The record is from the annotation of a GenBank genome assembly.
UAAUAGAAGCGAGCCGCGGGCGCCAGACCGAAACGAGUCUGGCAACUUCAGCAUCCUCGGAUUGGAACAGGGAAGCAGCCUGACCACCAAGGAGAGUGACGUGGACGCCGUGGAGCGCCCGGUCCUGCUGGACUGCCCGAUCCCAGACUGCAGUGUCCCCGACUGUUUACUAAAAUCCAGGAGCAUGCAGUCGGAGAAGCGAAAGAACACGCUGUUCCCGCCCCCUGCGAGCAUCAUGAAGCGCAUCAACGACACGCUCCGCAAGAUCAUCAUCAACGACGACACGCCCGUCUUCAUCAACAAGCCCGUGACCCGCACCAACAUCGUCGGCGUCGACAUCUCACACAAGGUCAGGAACCGCAGUUCGUACAAGGCGGGCCUCAAGAAUUCCAAAUCCGUGGAUCUGAACUCGUUUUUGGAGCCGGUCAAGUUCGACAUUUCCAUCAAGCCGCAGACCGGUCCGGCGAAUCCGAUAGAAACCAUCCAGCGCGGUCUCGGGUUUGAGAAGCUGAAGCUGCC